UCUACCCCCUUUUGCAAAACAUCCUGUCUGGCUUGCACCUAACUGUCUGCAUUGCCACUUUUGCUACACUUACUCCUUUUCCGUAUCCCUCUGGAAAUAUUUUUGCGCCCUGCUGCAUUUUGAUUUACUUUCAUGGCUAGACAACGCAUGUUGAGGCGUCAUAAGACCGGCUCACUUGUUGGGCUUCGAGAAAUUAUGUCCUGCAGGUGUCUGGGCCGCAACUGAUUAGCUCCUGCCCCCGAGGACUCGCCGGCAGUUGGCAGUCCGUAUCCUCUGGAAUCCUGUGGCAGUGCCACUGACACUAAUGCGACAGGUUGCCAGCCAACGACGUGCAUUAAAAUUCAAUUACAAAAUAUUUUCCAGCUGCACUACGUGACCGAGGCUCAAAAGUCGCUCCAGGGUCACUCUCUUUUUAUUGAUGGGCUGGGGUUGGGGGUGGCUGUUUGGUCGUCGAUGCCUUUGAACUUCGCGACAGCUGUUCCUAUUUACAAGCGCUCAGCUCGCCCAUGCUUCUGCAUUAAUUUAACAGAUCAAACGCGCUGACAGAACCUCAAGCUAAUGAAAAUGUGGAAAAGCCUCUGCCAGUCCUAUUUCUACUCAAUUUCCACUCCACAGUCCAUAAGCGCUUUUUAAUGAAAUGCGUUGAUGUGUGGGCAGCAGCGCCAUUCUGACAAGUUCUUGGUGGAAUGAAAAAACAAAUAUCUAGAAUUAUAUUUUAUGCAGGAACAGCUGCUCUUGUGCACUAAUAUGGGUCUAUUAUCUCGCUAAACUUAGUGUCGGCAUAUUUCAAUUAAAACUAGACUGAUAAAUAACUUUUCUAAUAGAUCCAGAAAAUAAUCAAAAUGUUUGGACCCUGCAGCAAAUUCAAAAAUAUAUUUUCAAAAUAAAUAAAGAGAAAUAUUUCCGUGAAAAUAAAUGGUUUUAGUAAAUAUGAAUCAAGAUUGUACAUUGAGUCUAUUUUGCGGGAAUUCUUAAACAUACAUUGUAGAAGAAAAAUAACAGUUCCUAGAAAUCAUUAUCUUCAAUGAUUAUGUGACGGUCCCUGAUACUUAACUCCCUUUAUGAUAUUGUUUCAUAUUGUUUUUAUAAAAAGGGAAAAUUACGGUAUACAAUUUUAAUAUCAAUUAAAAUUCAUUUUUUGAGUAUUUUAUAAGUUUAUUUUAAUUGACCUUGCAUCAAACGAGAAAAAAUAUAAAUAUUUCUUAUUAUGCUACUGAUAAGAGACAAUACUUUCCAAGAAAUUAAUCCGAAGAUGAUAAGGCAGGCAAUUGUACCUCUGUGUAUAAAUACAGAGGCGUUUGAGUGCAGCACUUACAGUUUCAAUCGACUUUUACACAGUAGAACAUCAAGGGACAAUAUGAAUUCCGCAUUUCAACUAAGCUGCCUUGUGAUAGUACUUGGAUGCCUUUUGCGAACAGGACAAGCUCGUCAAAUGCUCGCAAUCUUUGGUGACCCUAUAGUCGACAGUAACACCAAAAGCCGAAAUUUGCCUGCAUUGGUGUAGUUCUAUGAGAAAUACUACAAUCGUCUGCAAUUAACAAAUCAGGAACGGGCAAAUGCCAAUAAUGUGGUGCAGAGGUAUCGGGCACAAAAAGUCCAAACUGUGGAUGGAGUUCCCGCUCAGGGAGGAUUCUGGAUGAUAUUACCUUUGCUUCUUCCCUUUGUAGCGUCAAUUGUGGAAGGCAUUGCUAGGGCUGUUGCCAAUUAAGAGAACCUUUAUAAACAUAUAUAUAUAUACUAAAAUUAAAGUAAAAUAUAGGAAAAAUAAACUUGAACUCAUUGAAAAAAACUUCUGAGAAAUUCCUAAACCAAAAUUGUGAGAGUGUCUUUGAAUUUUCACAACCUUUUCUAAGCAAAGAGGCUCAAGUGGCAUGGCCAUGGAUGGCUGAAUAUGUAUCUAUGGGGAUUUUCUGCUAGAGUGGGAGUCAAUACCUGAGCGAGGAGCGUUUCCUGUUGACAGCAGAAGUGUGGUCCUGGAAACCUGGCAGUCGACAUCGAGUGGAUUUUAUGCAAAUUGGCGAAUUUGAGCUGGGGAUCUGGGGAUCUGGGCUCGCCCUGUGAAGUGGAUACUCUUGUGUAUCCUGCAGGAAGUUGUUAAGCCAGUCAAGUGGCUGCCAUCGCAAUUAACUGCUUCACAGGCUGAUGAGAGGCCCUCGACUGAACGCCAGUUAUGUUUAGUAUGUGCCCCUGACACCAAAAGUGUGUCCAAAUUGUGCGUGGCGCUCUGGCAAGCAAUGAGUGAAAUGAUACCCGAAACCAUUGAAAGUGCACUGAGGCCUGAAGACAAAGUCGUAGCCGACCAGGCAAUUCUUCCAUUUAAAUUCCGCUUUAUUGCCCCCGCAAAAAGCGACAAAAGAGCCACGCCACAUUUACACAACGCAACAGCGGGGUUCAUCUUCUUGGAAAGACCAGCGAUACCAGGCGAUACAAGGCGAUACUCGAGCAACGGCAGUUUCUGGUUGACUCAUUGACUCAUUGGUGUCAGUGAAGGCGACUCUGCCAUAAGAGGCACAUUUCGGAUGAGUCAUGGCAACUGGCGAGAAAGUGAGUGCCGUCCAAAAGAACCACAUAGCCAAUCAAGGCUUAUUUCAAUUAGGUUGUUGGCAGGAAGGAAAACGAAAAAAGUUUUCUCCAAAUUGACAACAUGUAUAGUUGCUGUCUUAAGUUGGUAUGGAAAACUAUACAAAACGCAAUUAAAAUCCAACAUCCAAGAAAAACAUGAUAGUGUUUGCCAUAUAUGCUAAAUGAGAAAAUAAUAUAUUUUUUUUAGGUUGAGAUAUUCAAAACAAAUAUCUAGAUUCACACAUUUAAAAUGGGUUUGGGCAUUUAAAAUAGUGUAUUAGCUAUUCACAACUAUCUACUUUACCUAUAGACAUAAGUGAAAAACCCCA
This is a messenger RNA of Drosophila elegans, 2891 nucleotides long. RefSeq names its product protein Turandot F. Gene Ontology annotation, biological process: immune system process. The record is from RefSeq and is a predicted model, not a curated record. The transcript has 3 exons. NCBI's taxonomy places the organism in Eukaryota, Metazoa, Arthropoda, Insecta, Diptera, Drosophilidae.